AGCAGAUUGGGGCCAAACCAUAUCUACUCCGUUGCGUCCUACCAAAACAGGAAGUUUUCAAGAGUUUGGACCUGCAAGCUAGCCACCUAGCCUGCGGGGUACAUUCGGAAAUUACUAUGACUUUUCAAAUGUUUUAAUCUAGUGGACAACCUGUCACGAACAGAAGUAACGUAUACCUUUUUCAGCUGCUACUGGGAGUAAAUAUAUAUAUCGGCUUAUGUUUGUGCUGUGUGACUUAAACGCCGUGUCAGAAGUUUGAAGGUUAGCCGAGUAGCUAGCUCCUGAGCUAGCGUUAGCUUAGUCACGAAAGCCAUCGGUUUGUACGGAGCCUGCCUGCCUGCCCUGUCAGGCUGAUUCUGUACGGUUAGCCACAGGGCUGGGCUUUGAUUUACAGUCCAACCUGUCAGCUUUUCGUCUUUUACCUAUCCAGUCCGGGCAGCUCACCAAGUGGCACCGUAACAUGAAGUUAUGGAGGAGCGGAAGCUAAAAAGAAAGAGUCCCAGGACUUCCACCAGCGCGGCGCCUCCGUCCGGUGGCUCUGGCCGGAAGAAUAGCGCUUCCACUGGAGGACGGCACCUUGGCUACACGGGGACUCACUCCAGCCAAAAGAACAAGAGCAGGAGGGGAGUGAAGGAUAAACCCAGGUAUCAGCAGGGUUUGGGUGGUAAAGCUAGUCAAAACCAGGGCCAGGCAACACCGAUCGUCCAGCACUCUUUUCUCACAGAUGUUUCAGAUGUACAGGAGAUGGAGAAUGGCUUGCUCAGUCUCCUCAACGACUUCCACUCAGGGAAACUACAGGCAUUUGGCAAUGAGUGCUCUAUUGACCAAAUGGAACAUGUGAGAGAGAUGCAGGAGAAGCUGGCACGCUUGCACUUUGACCUCUAUGGUGAGGUGGAUGAAAUGCCCGAGGAUCAGAGGAAAACAGCCUGCGACACCAACAUGGACAAGUUGCUCCUUAAUCUGGAGGAGCUGAGUUCUUCCAUUCAGAAACUGAAUCUAGCCGACACACAAGAGAUCCCGAGGACUGCGAGCGUGUGACUUCCGUCGCCCCAACAUUUCUCAAUCAAAUUUGAGCCGACUAUUUCAUUUAUAGUACCUAUGGGGGUCUAUAAGUAUGGGGGGUUGAAACUGCCAUAAUCAAUAAAUGCAAAAUAGCUAUAUAUGUAUAUAUAUAUGCAAUUAAAUGAACCAAAAUAUAGUAAAAUAAAUAAAUAAAUAAAUAAAUAACAGUAAUAAUAAAUUGACCAUAUAUGGCACAUUUGCUUUAAGUUGCUUUUGUACUUAUUUACCUUUAUAUUAAUUUUAACUUGCUGACUUACACAUUUGAAAGUUUUUACUUACUCAUUUCCUCAAACAUUUCUUUAUGCAUUUUUCUGUCACAUAUUGUGGCUGCCUUUAGCUAAAAGUCUGCACAACGAAAUUUGCAUAAACAAAUGGGGAAAAAAACAAAAAAAAGUAAGUCUGGGGCUAAAAAAAAAAUUGAAUAUGCAUAUAUAUACAUAAAUUAUCAAGCAUCCAGACUUCUUUACUAAGUAAAUGCAGAAGCAAUUUAAAACAAAUAUCUAAUUUAACAUUUAAUAAAUAAAUAAAAUUUCAGCAAUGAAAGUAGUUUCUAUAUUUUUUCAAUCUUUUUUGUACAUUUAAUGGCAUAUAAUUCUUUUUUUAAACAAAUCAUUAAUUUAUUUUUGAUUUAGGUAGUUUCUAUCCUUCAUAUAUAAGGUGUCAGCAGUGUUGAUUGUAUGUAUUGCAAUGGAAAUGGCAACAAAGCGUUCCCUGUUUGUACAGGGGGAGGGAUGUAUUGUAAGAUAAUCUAAUAGGGAUGC
Molecule: messenger RNA, 1823 nt
Organism: Neolamprologus brichardi
Lineage: Eukaryota; Metazoa; Chordata; Actinopteri; Cichliformes; Cichlidae
Gene: ccdc28a
Product: coiled-coil domain containing 28A
Source: RefSeq, a predicted model, not a curated record